Helianthus annuus (common sunflower) is the source of this 986-nucleotide messenger RNA. RefSeq lists its product as uncharacterized. The transcript is spliced from 6 exons. The coding region runs from base 423 to 740 and encodes 105 amino acids. The record is from RefSeq and is a predicted model, not a curated record. NCBI's taxonomy places the organism in Eukaryota, Viridiplantae, Streptophyta, Magnoliopsida, Asterales, Asteraceae.
AAGACACUAAAACCGGAUAGUUGUAAAGCAAACCGAAACAACCACCCAUAAUAGGGUCCGAUUCUCAGUGGGUGUUGGCAAUCAAAGAGAAUAAUACUCCACACACAAGCUCGCACUUUGAUCAAAUCAACCACCAAUAAUAUCAUGUUCUUCGGUCACUGUGCUCACUCGUUGUUCUUCAAGAGAUUGAUUUUUGUUGUUCUUUGACGCUCGUUUUCGUAUAUUUAGAUGCAAAUUUUCGGAUCAGUUUCUUGUUGCAUCCGCAGAAUUAUUGAAUUCAUGGGAGCAGAGGGUGUCUUGGAUGUUGUACUAAGCGUCCAUUUAUAACUACCGACAAUAAGCCCGCAGAAAACAUAGAAAAAGGCCAAGUCGCUAAUAAACAUAGUAUUUUAGAAGAUUUUUGGAGUAGCAGCACGUAUGAGAUGGAUAAUAGUAUACCGCAGUCUCAGAUAAGCGCUUCAUCAAUGAGUAAUGCACCAGUGGACGCCCAAUCUAGUUCCGGCAACAAUCCUUCAGAAUUCGUAAACCGUGGUCUUCUUCUUUGGAACCAAACGAGGCAACAGUGGAUCGGAGAUAAGGAACCUGAUCACAGUAAAAAAGCUCGACCCCCUAUUAUAAGUUGGAAGGCAACUUAUGAUAAUUUGCUUGGGACAAACAAACCAUUCUCACGGCCCAUCCCUCUACCUGAAAUGGUAAAUUUUCUUGUGGAUAUCUGGGAACAAGAGGGGUUGUAUGACUGAGUUUCUGCCAAACGCAACAGCCGAUGUUUAUCUAUGGUAAUGUUCAUAUCAUACGGUGCUUGAAUUAUGUACGUUUGGAUUUUUUUUUUUUUUUUUUUUUUUUUUUUUUUUUUUUUGGGAUGGGGGGUCUUCUAAUAUUGUUGUAAGGUGAGCAUAAAUGGCACUUGGAGAGUGUAGUGAUACAUAUUUGUUGGCUUUUUGGUUAAAAACUUGAAAUUUUUGUGUAUAAUUUUACCUGGAAGAUCA